Messenger RNA from Gongylonema pulchrum, 288 nucleotides. Lineage: Eukaryota; Metazoa; Nematoda; Chromadorea; Rhabditida; Gongylonematidae. The record is from the annotation of a GenBank genome assembly.
AUGGUAUCACAGUUGGUUACCUAUACGCUACAUCUCACUCCACUGGUUGUUGUCUGGAUUGCCCUGUUGUACAACUGGCUACCAUAUACGUCGAGUUUCACGGAAAAUCAUUAUCAGUUGAUUCUUUAUCUGCCCGUUUAUGUGAUUUUUUUGCUGGGAAUCUACGCGGUCUGUACGGUCCUCUACGGUGUUGCAACAUUCAACGAUUGCACCGGUGCACGUGUGGAGCUGACGAGGGAAAUUGAGGAAGCAAAAGCAGAUCUGCGGAGAAGAAAAGUGAUUGAGUGA